Molecule: messenger RNA, 545 nt
Organism: Echinostoma caproni
Lineage: Eukaryota; Metazoa; Platyhelminthes; Trematoda; Plagiorchiida; Echinostomatidae
Source: the annotation of a GenBank genome assembly
AAUGUCCCCGAUCGUUAAGUACGGAGGGACACGUGUACAUCCUACGUUCAUUCGACGUUUUGUUCAGCGUGCUCCAUGAAUGGGCGAAUGUUUCUACAGAUACAAAAGAAGAAGCUUGGAGUAUUGUACUGCGGGGUUGCGAAGUGUGUGUACGUCAACUGGCUUCCACGUUGGAAGGCAAUGAUAGUUUGAAUUGUGGACUGAAUCGAACUGAAAUGGCUACGCAACGUACUGCCUUAAAAAUGCAUGUCUAUCUCCUAUGCCAAUUUGUGGAUAUGUUCGAGAAUGAACUGAAUGCCCAGGCUAAAUCUACGGCUGCAGUCAAGGUCGGUCGAGGUCGAGCUCGUGGUGGUGCUGCUGCAAACCGCGCUGGUCGUAAUCGUCAACUUGAUGAUGAUGAUUACAACGUGUCUUCCGGUCUAAGUUUGGCCAUGGAUUGGAUCGAGGAAUGCGAAAAAGCGGUAUGUGUGCUAGAUCAGGUCUGUCGUCUUCAAGUGAAUAAACUGUGGGAUCCGCCAAUAGCCGAAGAAGAUUUUGUCAAGUGA